UUGGAAAAUUAUACAAAAUUUGUUUUCCAUUCUUACUCAAAACAAACAUGGAAAAGGAAACAAAGUGAAAUCUCCCAGUUACUUUCCCGACAUUACCAAACGUGUGAAAUGAAUCUUUCAUUCCCAUUCCUUAGGAAAUGACAUGGAAAUUGAUUUUCCCUCAAAUCCAUUCCGUGAACCAAACGGGGUCAUAGAGCCACUACACAUAGAAGUGAUAGGGGAGAUAGUGGAUCUCCCUAAGGAGUGUCCAUUAAUGGUGUCGUGGUCCCACCUUCUCCAUAAACGCUUGAAUGCAAACACAGUUCCCAAUUUUGGUGCAUACAUGGAAAUUUUGGGGAAUGCGACUGAUGAAAAUUUCAUACAACAGCCUUAUCAGAGGCUUAGCCAUACUCUUCUAGGGGAGGGUUAUGAGCGUUAUGCCCCUCAGCUGGCUAAGGCAUGCUCAAUCGCUCUCUGCAUCAAUUAUCACACAGUCGUCCCUCACAAACCAAACAACUAUGCUAGACAGUUUGGUUUUGAGAAUAUAAACCUAGAUUCGAUUCCAGAGCUUCCUGAUGUAGUGGUUGAAGUUAGGCCAAAUCAUUUGGCCCGUGGGCUCAUGGGCCGAUGGGGGCCCGUCCGGCCCAUUGAAAAAAAGCCCAGCUCGGCCCGUUAUGGGCUUUGAGAUGGCCCGGCCCGUCUUGGGUCGGGCUAGGCUUGAACUUGGGUGUUUAAAGCUCGGCCCAACCCUAUUAAGCCCAAGAAAACCCGGCCUAGCCCGCCCACAAAAGCCCGGCCUGUUAGGCCCGCAUAUAUAUAUAUAUAUAUAAUUAUGUAUAAAUAAGAGUUUAGGUUUUGGAUUAUAUCACUUAA
Molecule: messenger RNA, 852 nt
Organism: Prunus persica (peach)
Lineage: Eukaryota; Viridiplantae; Streptophyta; Magnoliopsida; Rosales; Rosaceae
Exons: 2
Coding region: 143-664 (173 amino acids)
Source: RefSeq, a predicted model, not a curated record